ACGCGAUUGAGCAGGUCAGUCAGUACGCAAUUGAACCGCAUAGGUGCAACAUGCGUUUGUACAUAUUGUGUUUCAUAACCCUGCAAUUUACGUAUAAUGUUCAUACCGCGCGUAUUUUGGGCCUGUUUCCACACCCGGGAAAAAGUCACCAGAUGGUGUUUGACCCUCUGAUGAGGAAACUUGCAGAACGCGGACAUGAGGUCACUGUUGCAACGUUCUUUCCACUAGAAAAUCCUCCCAAAAAUUAUACAGAAAUCAACCUUCAAAGCCUCGCUGAAUUAAGACUGGAGUCGUUUGGCGCUGAAAUUUACGAAUACCCGAGCUAUCUUAUGAGGAUACCCCUGCUAGGAAGUGUUCUUGAUCAAUAUAACCAACACGACGCCUUGGGCACGCUGGCAGUGACGAUUUGCGAAAAAUUAACAAGAUUUUUACCCUUGAAUAAAGUUUUAAAGCAAGAGUUUGACGCUGUAAUCGUUGAGCGUUUUGACAGUGCAUGUGUUCAUGGUUUAUUAAAUGUUUAUAAUAUACAAGCACCUGUUAUUGGGAUAUCGUCUUGUGCGCUUAUGCCGGGUGAUGCUGCAAUAAUGGGCGCUGAAAUGAAUCCGUCGUUUAUACCAGUGGUUACAUCUUCGUUUACUCAUAAAAUGUCAUUUUUCGAACGAUUGGAGAAUUUUCUCGCCCUAAUGUUAUUUACAGAAAAGUAUCGUACCACACGAGCGAAGGAGAGGGCGGUAAUUGAAGGCCAUUUUGGCAAAAAAAUUAACGAUCUUGACGCGGAAGUUAGUAAAAUGUCAUUGUUGUUUGUCAACUCUUUCUUUGUUGGAAACGGUGUUUACCCGCUUGUUCCAGGUAUUAUCGAAAUAGGAGGUAUUCAUAUCGAUCCAAAGAAUAAAAAUAUACCUACUCAUGUGGAGAAAUUUGUUGCUGCUUCAGAGCAUGGUGUAAUAUUGUUCAGUUUGGGAUCGCAAUUAAGUUCCACAUCAAUUUCGAAAGAGAAACAGGAUAUUUUUAUGAGAGCGUUUUCAAAACUUAAAGAGCGAGUUAUAUGGAAGUAUGCAGACAGUGCAGAAGAGGGAACGUUGAUAUCACAUAACAUUUUGCGAGUGAAGUGGCUGCCACAAAAUGAAUUAUUAAAACACCCUAAAAUAAAAGCUUUUAUUGGCCACGGAGGUAUGCUAGGAUCACUGGAAGCAGUAUCGGCUGGCAAGCCUUUGAUAAUAAUACCAGUAUUUGCCGACCAAAAGCUAAACGCAGCUGCUCUGAAAGAUAGAGGGAUAGCUGAAAUUUUAUCUCUUGCAAAUCUAAAGGAGGAAGACUUAGAAAAAGCCUUGAAAAAUAUUUUGAGUCCGAGUAUGCGAGAGAGAGCUCGUCUUGUAUCCUUAAUGUGGCAUGACAGAGAGAGACCCCCAUUAGACACAGCUGUGUACUGGACCGAAAGGAUAAUAAAAUGGGGCAACCAGUCACAACUUUAUUCACAAGCAAAAUAUCUUCCAUUCUAUCAGUACGCGCUCCUAGAUGUCACCGGCUUUGUAAUAAUGUUUAUUAUAGCUCUCAUUGUUACAUCUGUUUAUAUUGUAAAAUAUUUAUUAAUCAUUUUAAGAAGUGAAACAAAAGAGAAAAUACACUAAGUUGUUAGCGUUUUAAAAAUAAAAAUUAUAUAUGGAAACAAUAUUAUUAAAUACAAAAAUUUACCAUAAUGAAAACCACAAAUUGUACUUCGUAACCCAUAAAUUAUUUUACUUGAAACUGGCAUUAAAUUAUAACUAUUGCCAUAAAAUUAAAAAAAAAACAUAAAUUCUUAUUAUGGCCUGUCUUAAUCAAUUACAAAAUAAUUGAAUUACGAUAUAUAUGUGUUUCGUAAUGCCAAGAAUAAAUAUAAUUCAUACCCUUUUUUGCCGAAAAUAACCUUGUCACACAUUUUAAUACAUAUGUACAAAUGUGUCUAAACAGGCCUAGGUAAUUUGCGAAUUACACGAAACUGUAUGGUUUGUUUAAGAUCUGGUCAGUGAAUAAAACCUGUUUUUAGCAACAA
Messenger RNA from Pieris rapae (cabbage white), 2032 nucleotides. Its product is annotated as UDP-glycosyltransferase UGT5. Gene Ontology annotation, molecular function: UDP-glycosyltransferase activity. The transcript has 4 exons. Bases 51 to 1628 code for a protein of 525 amino acids. The record is from RefSeq and is a predicted model, not a curated record. NCBI's taxonomy places the organism in Eukaryota, Metazoa, Arthropoda, Insecta, Lepidoptera, Pieridae.